CGGCGGCGGGGGAGGAGGAGGAGGAGGCGGCGGAGGAGGAGAAGGAGGCGGCCAGUCUGCUGCUGCUUGGUCCGGCUGGGCUGCUGGAAGGGAGGCCAUGCAGGCUCGCUAUUCGGUGUCCAGCCCCAACUCGCUGGGAGUGGUACCUUACCUCGGCGGCGAGCAGAGCUACUACCGGGCGGCAGCCGGAGGGGGCUACGCGGCCAUGCCUGCCCCCAUGAGCAUGUACUCGACUCACCCGGCUGCUCAUGAGCAGUACCCGGGCGGGGGCGGCGGCGGAGGGGCCGGCGGCAUAGGCAGGCCGUACGGCCCAUACCCACCGCAGCCGCAGCCCAAGGACCUGGUCAAGCCGCCCUACAGCUACAUCGCGCUCAUCACCAUGGCCAUCCAGAACGCGCCCGAGAAGAAGAUCACGCUGAACGGCAUCUACCAGUUCAUCAUGGAGCGCUUCCCCUUCUACCGGGACAACAAGCAGGGCUGGCAGAACUCCAUCCGGCACAACCUCUCGCUCAACGAGUGCUUCGUCAAGGUGCCCCGCGAUGACAAGAAGCCCGGCAAGGGCAGCUAUUGGACCCUCGAUCCGGAUUCGUACAACAUGUUCGAGAACGGCUCUUUCCUCCGCCGCCGCCGCCGCUUCAAGAAAAAAGACGCCGUCAAGGACAAGGAGGAGAAGGAGCGCCUCCAGCUGAAGGAGCCGCCGCCGCCGCCGCGGCACCAGCCGCAAGAGGGAGGCCAGCAGCAGCAGCAGCCGCCACCGCCGCCUCCCCCCGUCAGACUUCAGGACAUCAAGACGGAGAACGGCUCGGCGUCUCCCCCGCAAGCCUUGUCCCCGCUGGGAGGAGCGCCGGUGCCCAAGAUCGAAAGCCCGGAGAGCUCCAGCACCAGCAGCCUCUCCAGCGGGGGAGGAGGAGGAGGAGGAGGCAGCCCGCGAGGUGGCCGAGCGCUGGGCUUGGAAUCCAGCGGGGCAGCCGAGUCCCAGCCGCAGAAUCAGCACCACCCCCAUCAUCCUCACCCGCACCCCCACCACCAUCAUCCGCACCCCCACCACCACGCUGCCCUCCAUCACCCCCCGGCGCACCAUCAUCCAGGCGGCGGGGGCGGCUUCAGCGUGGACAACAUCAUCAUGACUUCCCUGCGCACCUCCCCUCAGGGCGCCUCCGCCGAGCUCCUGGCUUUGCCACCGUCCGCCGCCUCAUCCGCGGCCUCCUCGGCCUCAUCCUCCUCCUCGUCCACCGCUUCCACUUCCAGGACGGCCGCUCUGGCCUUGAGCGGCGGCUGCUAUUCCCCGGCGGCGGCCGCGGCUCAGAGCUCGCUCUACAGCGCCCCCUGCAGUCAGGGCGUCAACACCACCACCAGCGCGGCCUCGCCGGCGGGCGGCGUCACCGCCAAUACUAGCAGCAGUUACCACUGCAACUUGCAGGCCAUGAGUCUCUACGCGGCCGCCGCCGCCGCCGCUGCCGCGGCCUCAGGGGGAGGGACGGGGAUCAACAGCGGAGGGGACCGAAGCGGCGGGGGCCACUUGGGCAGCAGCCCCGUCGAGCCGGACCCGCUGCCCGAGUACAGCCUGGCGGCCAGCAGUAGCAGUAGCGCCUCUUCCCUCAGCCUGAGCCCUCAGGAGGGGCACCCUCAAGGCGGCGGCCGCUUGGCCUCUUGGUACCUCAACCAAGCCUCGGCGGUGGGCGAGCUGACGCAUUUGGGCCCCGCUUCGGCUACGUCGGCCUCCUCCCCCUCCUCGUCGGCGGGCUACCCGGGCCAGCAGCAGAACUUCCACGCCGUGAGGGAAAUGUUCGAGUCCUCCCAGCGGCUGGGCUUGAACAACUCUCCCGGCGGCAAUGGCAGCGGCGCGGCGAGCAGCUGCCAAAUGGCCUUUCCCGCCAGCCAAAGCCUUUAUCGCCCUUCAGGCGCCUUCGUCUACGACUGCAGCAAGUUUUGACCGCCGGCAGCGGGGGAAGGGAAAGGAGGCGCCGAGCCGAGCGGCUUAUAUAAAGAACUCCCAUUCGGGCCCUCCCCGGCCUUCCUUCCCCCACCGAACCAAAGAGGGGGAAAAAAAACCCCCAAAACUUUAUUCCGUGCAAAGGCAACAUUUGCGCAGUAGAUAAUUAUUAAGUCGUGGUUUGUUUUAAGGACAGUGUUACACCAAAUAACACGUAAGUUUGUAUGCUUUUCUCCCCCCCCCCCACCACCACACUCCCUUUUGCCUUUGAAAACUGCCUCCCUCUCCCGUCCAUCCCCAACAAGCGGCCCUCAAGUUUCCCAUCUGCGCGCCCUUCCUGCGCCAGACUGCUUGGGUGGCUGCCUGCCUUGCGCUUGACUGGUUGGAUGGCGACCCGAGGAGGCGCAUCCCCGCAACUUGAGCGCGCAAGGCAGGCCGCGAAACGAGACCUCCCCAGCCACCCCCCCACCCCCGUGGCUCCCCACCCGGGUGGGAGUUUUGCCGUUGGAUUUCAGUGAGGGCCUCUCGCCCCUCUUUGGAAAAGGCGCUGCGCCUUUUCCAAAAAGCUGUAAGAAGUUUUUUUGCCCGUUGACUCGUACGCAACCUGGAUUGCGCAGUACACGUGUUGUUUCUUCUCUCCUUUUUCUUCCCUUUUUCUCUCGCUUCCCUCUCCUCCUUCCCCACCCCCACCCCCCCACCCCGUAAAGGGCUGUUUUAUACGCAAAGACUUGUUUUAAAGUGUAAAUGGAACAUAGUAAUUUAUUUUUAAAUCUGUUGUUGGAUCGUUCGGACCAAACACCAAAAAUGUUUGCCCCUCUCCUUUAUCAGAAAAAAACAAAAAACAAAACUGACUUUAAAAUGACCCGAAACGCUCAUUUUUUUCUUCUUCCAUUAUAUAAGAAAAAAAGGGGGAUUGUAUUAAUCUUAUUUUAUCAUUUUAUCAUUUUUCCUUUUGUUGUUGUUGUCGUUGAAGAUACCUUGAAGUUACUGACUUUGUUUAUUAAUAAAUUACCAUUCCAUUGGACCAAGA
Messenger RNA from Ahaetulla prasina, 2963 nucleotides. RefSeq names its product forkhead box C1 (gene FOXC1). The coding region runs from base 98 to 1933 and encodes 611 amino acids. The record is from RefSeq and is a predicted model, not a curated record. Gene Ontology annotation, molecular function: RNA polymerase II cis-regulatory region sequence-specific DNA binding; DNA-binding transcription factor activity, RNA polymerase II-specific. The transcript has a single exon. NCBI's taxonomy places the organism in Eukaryota, Metazoa, Chordata, Lepidosauria, Squamata, Colubridae. Gene Ontology annotation, biological process: regulation of transcription by RNA polymerase II; cell differentiation; anatomical structure morphogenesis.